Messenger RNA from Ectocarpus sp. CCAP 1310/34, 605 nucleotides. The record is from the annotation of a GenBank genome assembly. NCBI's taxonomy places the organism in Eukaryota, Phaeophyceae, Ectocarpales, Ectocarpaceae.
GCUUCCCCGGCGCCCAGAACGACAAGACCAUCAUAAAAUUCGACAAGUUCGCGAUGGCGGAUCGAAACGGCUGGUACAAGGACGUAAAGUACACUCUGAAGGGCGAGGACGGAGCGGACAUCAAAGAGAAACGGCCAUGGUUGAUAGUGGACGGCGGAUAUCACAACUGGAAGCAGCUCCAGAGUCCGAUCAGGGCGCCAUCAAGCAAGGCCGAGUCAGGGUUCAGUAGACAGCUCGAGAGCGUCCGCAAGGACUCGGAGUGCUGCUUCGGCGUCGUUAAGGGGCGGUUCAGGAUCUGCAAGAUGCAGUUCCUCUACAGGAAGAAAGAGAGGAUCGACAACAUCUUCUUCACGUGCAUCAUACUGCACAACAUGCUUCUCGCCUACGACGGGAUCGAGCUCUUGGAGCCGGACUGCGACUGGGCCGGAGCGGACGGCGACCUCGACAAAAACAUCGAGCACCCUGUAGUGCGGAUGAGUGCGCCCACGCACGAGGAUGCAGUCGUGGAGUGUGAUGACGGCUUCGACGCAUUGAGGCAGAAGUUGGUGACCAACUUCGCUUACCGAUGGGGACAGGGGACCGUUGGGUGGAAGAGGUCGUGGUGA